Messenger RNA from Ilex paraguariensis (yerba mate), 273 nucleotides. The record is from the annotation of a GenBank genome assembly. NCBI's taxonomy places the organism in Eukaryota, Viridiplantae, Streptophyta, Magnoliopsida, Aquifoliales, Aquifoliaceae.
CUCCCUAAAAGCUCCGAUGGAGGAACCCAUUCUGGAGAAGAUGGAGAGGAGAGUAUCCACCAGGAGGCAAAGAAUAUGAGAAGCUCCAUCUAUUCAUCCAUUCAAAUCAUUUUGAGUUUGUCAAAUGGAGUAGCACACUUCCAGCCAAUAUAUCAAAAGACUGGAUGUGUCCAUGGCUGGCUUCACAAGCUUAAAGCUUUGGAGGGCAAAGUACUUGUGGCAUAUGUGAGGCACAUGAAGGCCCAACCAGUUGAAAUCAACGGUAGCAGUUAA